Caenorhabditis bovis is the source of this 2019-nucleotide messenger RNA. Lineage: Eukaryota; Metazoa; Nematoda; Chromadorea; Rhabditida; Rhabditidae. The record is from the annotation of a GenBank genome assembly.
AUGGAUUUUCGAAGGAAGACGAUACGGUUUAGGACGCGAAAUUUUUCGAUUGAAGAUGCCAAAUAUUGGGAGCAACCUAGCCGUUCCACAUCAAUCAAUAUGCCUACUAGAGAUAUUAUUAGCAAAUUGAACGAAUUGGAGCAGCAGGAGAAAUUAUUUAUCACUUAUGAUGUUAUUGAGAUGAAUCCGAAAUAUUCGACGGUUGGCGGAUCGAUUUAUGAAUUUAUUAAUCGGCAAAUGAAGCCAAUUUUAAGAUGCGAUCUUCAUCAACUGAGAGAUCCGAAUAUGUUGAAGCUGAUCGCUAGCGCAUUUUUCAAAAGGGACGAAAUUCUGGAGAUUUGGCCGAAAUGCGAGCAUCCGAUUUAUGCGGGACUGUUGGCGGUUUACAUUGCCAAUAAAAUGCGAAAGCUUUUUCUUGAGCAGCACGAGCCGGUGAUCGCGGAAGCCUAUGAGAAACUCCAAACAUUAUUCGAUGAUGAAUGCACCGCCCUUCUUGAUCAGUGUUUUCAUAGAAGCGAACGAGAUACCCGCGCGAUUCUCGACACGAAUUUCCACCUUUUCGUGCAUACUGAAAAUUGUGAUGCUGUUAAUCAAGAUAUGGAGUUAAUGGAGCUCGCGGCCGAAGGAAAAGCAAAGAACUUCCUUGCUCAUCCAGCAUGUCAACGCGAGAUCGACUACCGCUGGCAGCCAGGCUUCAAGCUCGGCCAGUUCGCCUUCUUCCUGUUUUUCUUUUUCCCUGUACUUUUUCUACUUCGCGGUCGGCAAAGAAUGAAGAAGAGGGAGAUAAAACCGUAUAAAUUUCAAAAAGUCCCAUCAAAUUCGGUUAUGUCGAUAACAAAUAGCACGUUUAUCCUUCGAAUUUACAAUUUCUAUACGUCGCCAAACUCGAAAUACGUCAUUCAUACUAUAUUACGCAUAAUUUAUGUCAUAUUUUAUGCGUAUGUAUUAAUGACAAUGACGCGGAAGACAAUGGUAAUGAACGAGCUCGACGAGUUUUGGGACGAGAUUGUCAUUAUCGUUUGGCAAUUCUCGUAUCUAAUGGAAAUGUUGGUUUUGUCGAAGAAAAAAGGAUUUCUUGUGUGGGCGCACAACAACACCGCCGAUCUUUAUCGAAAUUAUUUGGUGCUUGGCACCCUGAUUGCAUGGUCCAUUGCCGUCGUUUCGCCACCGUACUAUUUUCGAGCUGUCCGCGCGUUUGCCAUUAUUCUAGCUGAUCUCUUCUUUUAUUUUUCGUUUAUUUUCGCCACACUGCGUUUGAUGAAAAUCGCCAACGUCGACGCAUUUUUCGGCUCGAUUGUGCUCAUGGUGAAGAAAAUGAUUCCAAUAAUGCUCAAAUUCAUGCUCGUCUUCAUGGCAUUCUGGUUCACAUACGCCGUCUGUCAUAUCAGUUUGGCCGGCCAUCUGAAGAGCACCCCAAACAUCACCGAUGUCGUGUGGCCUUGGCUUCUUUUCAGUAGUGGAGCUUUCGAAAUUUUCGGCGAAGCUGACGAUGAGGACAAAUUGGGCCUUGUUAGCAAAUGCUCAUCGGCUCCGCUCAACUUUGACAAUCUCACCGAUUCCACAGUGCAAUGCUGGUUUAAGACAAGCAUGAUUCCAGUCUUCUUGUUCUGCUAUAUGCUCGUUUCAAGCGUUCUGCUCGUCAAUUUGGUCACCGCACUGUUGUCGAAAAAAUACGAGGACAUCGAUAAGGUCUCGCACAUUUAUUGGAAAUACAAAUUGUACACGAGACUCAUUGAAUAUGAGGAAAAGCUUUGGCUGCCGGCACCGGCAUCGUUGUUCUAUUACAUCUUCAAGACCGUCUUCUACCUCACGCGGAAUGCGCCUUUAAUCGGUUGCGUCUCGCGAAAGUGUUUGCGAUUUCUCGCCAUGUUCGAAGGCAAAAAUUAUGCCGACGAGCGGCGCAAGCAUCGAAAAGCCGCGCGAAACGAUGGCCAAUUCAUAUUGCAAAGCGAUUUGGACUUGAAAGCUCUGCAAUUAGUCAAGGAUCAAAUGAAAAUCAUGGUAAUUAUGCGCGGCUAA